ACAUGAUGGUAGGAUCCAUAUUAUACCGCCCCCGCCGCCAUUUUCCAUGUUGUUCUGUUCUGCCACACCAAUUUUGAAUGCAUUGAUUUCUAAUAAUUUGUUAAAUUUGGGUUAUUAAAUUCCUGGCUUCUCCAGUUUAGUGAAGGGGGGAGCUUAUCUCCAAAUUCAAACAAGGAGACGCCCUGUUUAGACAGCCAUGUACAUUAAACAGGUCAUCAUCCAGGGGUUCCGAAGUUACAGGGACCAAACUGUGGUAGACCCGUUUAGUCCAAAGCACAAUGUCAUCGUUGGAAGAAAUGGGUCAGGAAAAAGUAACUUUUUCUAUGGUAUGUCUGCCUUAAUGAAUUACACCACACAGCAGUCAAACAUUUCCCCCUUCUGUGUAGCUAUUUGUUGUUGUCUCAAACUGUGGCUCUGCUCUGCUUUCUUAGCCAUCCAGUUUGUGCUCAGUGAUGAGUUCAGCCACCUGCGACCUGAACAGCGCCUGGCCCUGCUCCAUGAGGGAACUGGUCCUCGUGUCAUUUCGGCUUUUGUGGAGAUUAUAUUUGACAACUCUGACAACCGGCUGCCGAUUGACAAAGAGGAAGUCUCCCUUCGUCGCGUCAUUGGUGCAAAGAAGGACCAGUAUUUCUUAGACAAGAAGAUGGUGACUAAGAAUGAUGUAAUGAACCUUCUCGAGAGUGCUGGCUUCUCCCGCAGUAACCCGUACUACAUCGUGAAGCAGGGAAAGAUCAACCAAAUGGCCACAGCACCCGACUCCCAGCGUCUGAAGCUGCUGAGAGAGGUGGCUGGGACACGGGUGUAUGAUGAGCGCAAAGAGGAGAGUAUUUCUCUCAUGAAGGAGACAGAGGGGAAGCGAGAGAAGAUCAAUGAACUGUUGAAGUACAUUGAGGAGCGGCUGCACACCCUGGAGGAUGAGAAGGAGGAGCUGGCUCAGUACCAGAAGUGGGACAAGAUGAGAAGAGCCCUGGAGUACACCAUCUACAACCAGGAGCUGAAUGAAACCCGCGCCAAACUUGAUGAGCUUUCCAGCAAGAGAGAGACCUGUGGAGACAAAUCCAGACAGCUGCGUGAUGCUCAGCAAGAUGCCCGGGACAAAGUAGAGGAGACGGAGCGUGUUGUGCGUGAGCUGAAGUCUAAGAUCUCUGCCAUGAAGGAAGAGAGGGAGCAGCUAUCGGCCGAGCGCCAGGAGCAGAUCAAGCAGAGGACCAAGCUGGAGCUGAAGACCAAGGACCUGCAGGACGAGCUGGCAGGGAACAGUGAACAGAGGAAACGCCUGCUGAAAGAGAGGACAAAGCUGCUGGAAAAAAUCGAGGAGAAGCAGAAAGAGCUGCAGGAGACUGAACCCAAAUUCAACAUGGUGAAGGAAAAAGAGGAGCGGGGCAUAUCCAGACUGGCCCAGGCUACACAGGAGAGGACAGACCUCUAUGCCAAGCAGGGCCGUGGCAGCCAGUUUACUUCCAAGGAAGAGAGGGACAAGUGGAUUAAGAAGGAGUUGAAGUCUCUGGACCAGGCCAUCAAUGAUAAAAAGAGGCAGAUCACAGCCAUCCACAAGGACCUGGAGGACACGGAGACCAACAAGGAAAAGAACCUUGAGCAGUACAGCAAACUCGAUCAAGAUCUAAAUGAGGUCAAGACCCGCGUUGAGGAAUUGGACAAAAAGUAUUAUGAAGUAAAGAACAGGAAAGAUGAGCUACAGAGCGAAAGAAACUACCUGUGGCGUGAGGAGAACGCAGAGCAGCAGGCCCUGGCUGCCAAACGAGAGGAACUGGAGAAGAAGCAGCAGCUCCUUCGAGCGGCCACUGGCAAGGCUAUUCUCAACGGCAUUGACAGCAUCAACAAAGUCCUUGAGCAUUUUCGUCGGAAGGGCAUCAACCAGCAUGUCAUCAAUGGUUACCACGGCAUUGUCAUGAAUAACUUUGAGUGUGAGCCUGCCUUUUACACCUGUGUGGAGGUGACUGCUGGUACCAGACUGUUUUAUCACAUUGUGGAAACUGAUGAGGUCAGCACCAAAAUACUGAUGGAGUUCAACAAAAUGAACCUGCCUGGAGAAGUCACAUUCCUGCCACUGACCAAGCUGGAUGUCAGGGACACCGCCUACCCAGAGACCAAUGAUGCUAUCCCCAUGAUCAGCAAGCUACGCUACAGCACCAACUUUGACAAGGCCUUCAAGCACGUGUUUGGGAAGACCCUGAUUUGUCGCAGCAUGGAAGUUUCCACCCAGCUGGCCAGAGCUUUCACCAUGGACUGCAUAACUCUGGAGGGUGACCAGGUAAGCCACCGUGGAGCCCUGACAGGAGGCUACUACGAUACCAGAAAAUCUCGCCUGGAGCUGCAGAAAGACAUGAGGAAGGCUGAGGAGGAGCUGGGUGAGCUGGAGGCCAAGCUCAAUGAGAACCUGCGCAGGAACAUUGAACGCAUUAACAAUGAGAUUGACCAACUGAUGAACCAAAUGCAGCAGAUCGAGACACAACAGAGGAAGUUUAAGGCAUCCAGGGACAGUAUUCUGUCAGAGAUGAAGAUGUUGAAGGAGAAGAGGCAGCAGUCAGAGAAGACGUUCAUGCCCAAGCAACGCAGUCUCCAGAGUCUGGAGGCCAGCCUCCAUGCAAUGGAGUCCACCAGGGAGUCACUGAAGGCAGAGCUCGGUACAGAUCUGCUCUCUCAGCUCAGCCUGGAGGACCAGAGGCGUGUCGAUGACCUCAACGAUGAGAUCCGUCAACUCCAGCAGGACAACAGACAGUUGUUGAACGAGAGGAUUAAGCUGGAGGGCAUAAUGACCAGAGUGGAAACGUAUCUCAACGAGAACUUACGAAAGCGUCUUGACCAAGUAGAGCAGGAGCUAAAUGAGCUUCGAGAGACUGAGGGAGGCACAGUGCUCACAGCAACAACGUCUGAGCUGGACGGCAUCAACAAACGAGUCAAAGAGACCUUGGCACGAUCAGAAGAUCUGGACUCUCUGGUUGACAAGACAGAGGGGGAGAUCAAGGACCACAUAAAGAGCAUGGACCGCUGGAAGAACAUUGAGAAGGAGCAGAAUGAUGCCAUCAACCACGACACCAAGGAGCUGGAAAAGAUGACUAACAGACAGGGCAUGCUGCUCAAGAAGAAGGAGGAGUGCAUGAAGAAGAUCAGAGAGCUUGGCUCGCUGCCUCAGGAGGCCUUUGAGAAGUACCAGACCCUCACACUCAAGCAGUUGUUCCGCAAACUGGAGCAGUGCAACACAGAGCUGAAGAAGUACAGUCAUGUCAACAAGAAAGCUCUGGACCAGUUUGUCAACUUCUCUGAGCAAAAAGAAAAGCUAAUCAAGCGUCAGGAUGAGUUGGAUCGUGGCCACAAAUCUAUCAUGGAGCUCAUGAACGUUCUGGAACUGCGAAAGUAUGAGGCCAUCCAGCUCACCUUCAAACAGGUGUCAAAGAACUUCAGUGAGGUUUUCCAGAAGCUGGUGCCAGGAGGCAAAGCUACGUUGGUGAUGAAGAAGGGUGAUGCUGAGGGGAGCCAGUCUCAAGAUGAAGGAGAGGGUGGUGCAGACAGUGAGAGGGGCUCAGGUUCACAGAGCAGCGUUCCUUCAGUGGACCAGUUCACUGGAGUUGGCAUCAGGGUGUCGUUCACAGGGAAGCAGGGUGAGAUGAGAGAGAUGCAGCAGCUGUCUGGAGGUCAGAAGUCUCUGGUGGCUCUGGCACUGAUAUUUGCCAUCCAAAAGUGUGACCCCGCUCCUUUCUACCUGUUUGAUGAGAUUGACCAAGCCCUCGAUGCCCAGCACAGGAAGGCUGUCUCAGACAUGAUCGUUGAGCUGGCCGGCCACGCCCAGUUUAUCACCACGACCUUCAGGCCCGAGCUGCUCGAGUCUGCGGACAAGUUCUACGGUGUCAAAUUCAGAAACAAGGUGAGUCACAUCGAUGUGAUCACAGCGGAGCAGGCCAAAGACUUUGUGGAGGACGACACCACCCAUGGUUAAUAGUUCUCAGCUCUUCAUCAUCCUCCCUGCCCCCUCCCCCGCCUCUACAGUGCACUGUUUAGCUUGAAGACUUCCACAACAGGGCCCGAAGACAUCAGUUUCUCACUCAGUCCACUAUCCUAUUUUAGUCUCUGUUAUAGAUAAACAAUGCAGCAAGUCUUAUGCUUCUUGGACCAUCUCCAAACAGUGGAUUAAAUUGGAUAUGCUCAAAAAAUCCCAGCUCGAAUUAACUGAUAUUUACUGUUAACUUUGACAUCAUUCCAGGUUGAAGCUACAAAUUUGAGGAAAAGGUUUGGCUAAAA
Etheostoma cragini (Arkansas darter) is the source of this 4257-nucleotide messenger RNA. It is a transcript of the gene smc3, whose product is annotated as structural maintenance of chromosomes 3. Gene Ontology annotation, cellular component: chromosome. Gene Ontology annotation, biological process: mitotic sister chromatid cohesion. Gene Ontology annotation, molecular function: double-stranded DNA binding; ATP binding; cohesin loader activity. The record is from RefSeq and is a predicted model, not a curated record. Lineage: Eukaryota; Metazoa; Chordata; Actinopteri; Perciformes; Percidae. The transcript is spliced from 28 exons. Bases 197 to 3955 code for a protein of 1252 amino acids.